Messenger RNA from Athalia rosae (coleseed sawfly), 1382 nucleotides. Its product is annotated as sugar transporter SWEET1. Gene Ontology annotation, molecular function: sugar transmembrane transporter activity. Gene Ontology annotation, biological process: carbohydrate transport. NCBI's taxonomy places the organism in Eukaryota, Metazoa, Arthropoda, Insecta, Hymenoptera, Athaliidae. Bases 458 to 1126 code for a protein of 222 amino acids. The record is from RefSeq and is a predicted model, not a curated record. Gene Ontology annotation, cellular component: membrane. The transcript is spliced from 6 exons.
UGACACGUGUGUCCUUGAUUCAUCAUUGAGAUAACAAUUUCUUACGGUCUAGUAACGCUAGUACUCAUGAUACUGAUAACGUCAUAGCUUGGGAUAUUCGAAAGUUAUUGACAACUAUUUGUCUGGAUAACUUCGAUCUUUUUAUUUACAUCAAUAGAUAUCAAGUCCUAUCAUAGCUAAUUACUACGGCGUAUUGUCAUGUCAUUGGAUUCGACUAUCGUCAAUGCCAUUAGUAAAGUUCUUGAAAGUUUUAAAGAGAAAUACGUAUAGUGGGUAUAUGUGUAGUAGUAUAUCCUCGGGGUACACUUCAAGGUUUCAAGUCCGUCAAUUGCGUAUAAAUUGAGUUCAGUUACGCUUCGCCGGUUCGAGAUAUCACAUCUUUAAGUUAUCCGUCCGCAUUGUGGAUUGUAAUAACAUUUUGUACGGUUCACAAGAAGGUGAUUUUUAAAAAUUCAAGAUGGGUUUAGAAGAUUAUAAAGAAAUUGUUGAAACAAGUGCGGCUGUCAUGACGAUGGCUCAAAUGUUUGCCGGAGUGUUUAUAUGUAAAGAUAUAUAUUUAAAAGGAACGGCCAAGGGCUUCGAUCCAAUGCCCUUUAUUGGAGGUACAGGAAUGGGUGUCUUGAUGCUCCAGUAUGCGCUGAUUUUAAAAGAUUCAACGAUGAUAAAUGUCAAUGUAUUUGGUAUUGUGCUGAAUGUGAUGUACUAUCUUUUUUACUACACCUAUACACCCAAUAAGACUGAAACUCUAGCUUUAACAGGUAAGGUAGUCGCCUUAGUUGCAGUUAUCCUAGGGUAUGCUCAGGUUGAAAAUCCUGAAAACAUUGAGUAUCGAUUUGGAAUUAUCGUUACUGCUCUGAUGUUCACUCUUAUUGCAGCACCGCUAUUCAAUCUUGGUGAAAUUAUAAAGACUAAGAGCUCAGCAAGUUUACCUUUCCCAUUGAUCUUCAUGGCAACUAUAGUUACCUUCCUGUGGCUUUUGUAUGGUUUGAUUAUCGACAAUGGUUUCAUCAUAUUUCAGAAUGCAGUUGGUUUCACACUGUCAGCAACACAACUAUCUCUAUUUGUGAUAUACCCCUCCAAAUCUCCAGUGGAAUUGGAACCAGAAACAGAAAAGAAACAAAAUUGAUGAUACUCCUAGGAUAUCAAGUACCGAGCGCAAGUUUACUUACAUUUACUGACAUUGAAGAACUGAAAGGCUCAUUGUGGAAACCCUAAGUAAGAUACUAUCAUGCAACCCAAGUUGACGAGCAUUGAAAUUCUACAGAUUGAAUAUCUUUUGUAAAAUAUUCGCAUUUCUAUUUAGAAGAACUUUUUGCCAGAUUUUAUUAGAUAAUAUGAUGUUACAAUACAAAGAGACAAUAAUAAAAAUAUUUUCUAGACAA